CAUGGCCCCCCUCCCAUGGACACACCGCCUGAGAGAGGGGCCAGAGGGGUCAGAGGGGCCAAAGGGGUCAGAGGGGCCAAAGGGGCCAGAGGGGCCAAAGGGGUCAGAGGGGCCAAAGGGGCCAGAGGGGCCAGAGGGGCCAAAGGGGCCAGAGGGGUCAGAGGGGCCAAAGGGGUCAGAGGGGCCAAAGGGGCCAGAGGGGCCAAAGGGGUCAGAGGGGCCAAAGGGGUCAGAGGGGCCAAAGGGGCCAGAGGGGCCAGAGGGGCCAAAGGGGUCAGAGGGGCCAAAGGGGCCAGAGGGGCCAAAGGGGUCAGAGGGGCCAAAGGGGUCAGAGGGGCCAGAGGAGCCAAAGGGGCCAGAGGGGCCAAAGGGGCCAAAGGGGUCAGAGGGGCCAAAGGGGUCAGAGGGGCCAUAGGGGCCAGAGGGGCCAAAGGGGUCAGAGGGGCCAAAGGGGUCAGAGGGGCCAGAGAGGUCAGAGGGGCCAGAGGAGCCAAAGGGGCCAGAGGGGCCAAAGAGGUCAGAGGGGCCAAAGGGGUCAGAGGGGCCAAAGGGGUCAGAGGGGCCAAAGGGGCCAGAGGGGCCAAAGGGGUUAGAGGGGCCAGAGGGGCCAGAGGAGCCAAAGGGGCCAGAGGGGCCAAAGGGGCCAGAGGGGCCAAAGGGGUCAGAGGGGCCAAAGAGGUCAGAGGGGCCAGAGGGGCCAAAGGGGCCAAAGGGGUCAGAGGGGCCAAAGGGGUCAGAGGGGCCAGAGGGGCCAAAGGGGUCAGAGGGGCCAAAGGGGUCAGAGGGGCCAGAGGGGCCAAAGAGGUCAGAGGGGCCAGAGGAGCCAAAGGGGCCAGAGGGGCCAAAGAGGUCAGAGGGGCCAAAGAGGUCAGAGGGGCCAGAGGGGCCAAAGAGGUCAGAGGGGCCAAAGGGGUCAGAGGGGCCAAAGAGGUCAGAGGGGCCAGAGGGGCCAAAAAGGUCAGAGGGGCCAGAGGAGCCAAAGGGGUCAGAGGGGCCAGAGGAGCCAAAGGGGCCAAAGGGGCCAAAGGGGUCAGAGGGGUCAGAGGGGCCAAAGGGGUCAGAGGGGUCAGAGGGGCCAAAGGGGUCAGAGGGGCCAAAGAGGUCAGAGGGGCCAGAGGAGCCAAAGGGGUCAGAGGGGCCAAAGGGGUCAGAGGGGCCAGAGGAGCCAAAGGGGCCAGAGGGGCCAAAGGGGUCAGAGGGGCCAAAGAGGUCAGAGGGGCCAAAGGGGUCAGAGGGGCCAAAGGGGUCAGAGGGGCCAAAGGGGUCAGAGGGGUCAAUCUGACGGCUCAAAAUGAAGCAAUAACUGAAUAAUCUACCCAGAGAUGAACCAAAAAUGUACUUUUUAUUUUUACUGAAUUUGUUUUGUUUGAUUAACUGGGAGAUUAGGUUGAAUUAUUUCAUCAUUUUUUAUGUGUGAGGUUCAGCAUCUACUCCCUCUACAUCAAUUAUGGAGAUGUUAGACUUUCUACAAUAAAUUACAGAACAAACUAAUCAAUAUAAAAUCCUAGUGAAGGAAAAUAACUUCAAUUUUAGGAUCAUUUAUGAUCAAUAAAUGCAUUUCUUCCAAUUAUUUUUAUAAUAUUCUUGCUUGUUUGUUUGUAAAUGUUGAUGCCAGUCCAGAUAAAUGAGUUCCUAAAACACCAAAUUAAAUAAAUUACAUUUGUUUGGCUCUAUGUCAUAAACACAACUCUGAUUUAUUAUUUGUUUUCACAUAAUCAGAUUCAUAUUUAUUCACAAAACCCAGAGGAAAAUGAUCUGGAAAUAACUUUAAGGACUCUCUUGU
This is a messenger RNA of Gambusia affinis (western mosquitofish), 1783 nucleotides long. Its product is annotated as collagen alpha-1(I) chain-like. The transcript has a single exon. Lineage: Eukaryota; Metazoa; Chordata; Actinopteri; Cyprinodontiformes; Poeciliidae. The coding region runs from base 16 to 1311 and encodes 431 amino acids. The record is from RefSeq and is a predicted model, not a curated record.